Molecule: messenger RNA, 1356 nt
Organism: Gallus gallus (chicken)
Lineage: Eukaryota; Metazoa; Chordata; Aves; Galliformes; Phasianidae
Product: translation initiation factor IF-2-like
Exons: 2
Coding region: 1021-1356 (111 amino acids)
Source: RefSeq, a predicted model, not a curated record
AGGCCAUGCAUUAUUACACCCAGUCUGGGAAGGAACAAAUUACUACAGAAGUUGAAUAUAAUUAUUUCCAGAAAGUGGGAGUGAGAGAGACUUGAGAUACUGAAAUAACUUCUGGCACUGAACAGAAGAUCUUUCUGCUUUAUUGUUGCUCAACUUCUCAUAUUGGAUUUUGUUGCAAAACAAACUCCAUGAGUGGUGUGGAAAGCUGGACAGCUCAGCAAACAUUCACAAAUAGGGUGAAGAAGAUGGAGACUGUGCUAUGAAUGCCCACAGGAAGACAGGAAAACAAAAGUAGGUCCUGGAGUUCCAAUAUUUUAUUCACAGUUCUAAUAUUCACCAGCAGUUGAAUCUCCUACUUCAAAGGGUAAGCAAUUAAAACAAAGAUUCACAUUCAGUUUUUUGUCCAGCUGUCUGCCUCAUAAUUACUAAUACCAACAAACUAAGGGACACAAUUUAAAAUGCUGUUUGAUACAUUAAGAAAAAAAAAAAAAGGCAUUGGUCCACUUAAAAUAAGAUCUUAAACUCUGUAAGUACCUUAUUUUUUUCAUUGUUGGUAUUGAUAAUUUGACUUGAAAGACAUAUAGACGUGCCUCAGAAAUAACACAGAGAAAGGAAAAGACUUCUCAGCUUCAAUUAUGCUCACUGUUGUUAAACAUGUAUGCCUGUGUGUGUGUAUAGUUGACAAUGGACAAAUCAGAAAAGUGUUAAUGCAUGUGUAUGUCUGUCUGCCCUGUGAAGGAAGAGAAUUUACCAUAUUGUUCUUUAAAAUGUUUUAGUUUCUCCUCUUCCAGUUGUUAAUAUUGCAACAAAAGAACAUUUUGCUGGUUAAUUUUAACAUUUAGCAUUUUUAUGAAAUUAACUAAAAAGGUGGUUAUUAAGCAAAAGGGUGUUCUACAGAAGAAGGUUCUUUUUUCUUAAAGUAUCAUCAAGACACAGAGAUCUGUUUCCUAAGUGAAAUCUUACUAUUCUUUCUUCUGUUUCUCCUCCUUGCCUACGUGUGGCACUGCACCGAAGUGUCCUAUGUCAGUCCAUGGGAGACCUCAGCCAGAGCACUGUCCCUACAGGGAGCACCAGACGGACCAAGCCGUGUCUCAGCAGCAGCGGGCGGCCCCCCCCAGCCGCGCACCGCCUGACCGAACCGCCCCCGCAGAGAGGGGGGCGCGCAGCUCCCGGCCCGCACCGCCGCACGGCUCGGCGCGCCCCUCCUCCGCCCGCCGCCCUCGCACGGCCGUGACCCGCAGGCCGCCCCGGCAGGUUAAUCCCCUCCGGCCCCUCCCACGGCGUCCCCCGGGCCUACGAAAGGCCCUCCCCCCGCUCACCGUGAAGGGGAUGUCCUCGACGCUGCCCACCGAGUAG